Molecule: messenger RNA, 1640 nt
Organism: Aureobasidium subglaciale EXF-2481
Lineage: Eukaryota; Fungi; Ascomycota; Dothideomycetes; Dothideales; Saccotheciaceae
Exons: 2
Coding region: 331-1521 (396 amino acids)
Source: RefSeq, a predicted model, not a curated record
CUCUAAUCCCCACGCAACCGCUCAGGGGAAGCUGCCAAUGGUCGGUCUGUUUAAUUAACUCAACCAGGUCGAAGCAUGAGCUCCCGCCCCCGCUUCACGUCUUCAUUUAGGAAUACACUCAAGACGACCACAAUCCGCUCUGUAAAGUGGAUAACCUGCCCUUGGUUUUGGCCCACACGCAAAAGUCUGGACGAUGAAUCUUGCCAUAUGAACAGAGGAGAUUUUCGACAUAAAAGAUGAUGUCUGGUACUCCGACAGGUUCGACCUUUUCGACAUUCUUUCCUUUACCGAGUCUUCGUCGCUCACUUUGGUCGUUUUCAUCCUUCCAACAUGCAUCUCAGUUCUGCAAUCUUGUUCGCCCCACUGGCCUGCUUGGUGGCUGGCCAAGGCCAUCUCGCUGUCAUAGGCGAAGAUGGUGUCUCUGUUGGUUACAAAGUCGGCUCUCCAGAAAUCGCAGUACCAUUGGACGACUCUGGGAAGAACCUGGUCGGAACAAGUUCAGUAGCCGCCGGGCUACCCUUGCAGUCGCAACCCAUCAAGGCCCAUACACCAAUCGUUCCAGCUAUACCAACAGGUCAGACUUCCGGACCAGUCACAGUCAUGGUCUCGACGCCUCAGGAGGAGCCUGGCAACGUACGUCCAGUCAGUCAACCUGCUACUCGACCUACACAUGUCAAUGUACAACCCUCGUCGAUCGGAACACCAAUCGGCCACUCUAUUGGUAGUAAGCCUCCUGGCGCUGAACCAGGAAAGGAUCCCUCGCGUUCGCACGGUAUCUGGUUCCUGAACAGAAAUGCGAUCACGCAACACCUCAGUGCGGAUUGGGCUGAGAAAGACUAUGCGCGGUACGGCAAGCACCCGGUACUCGACUUUCAAACCCUGGAGCUGAACCCUGGAGAGGAUUACUUCGUACGAGCAUUGCCUCAUCUCAGUCCGAAGAUAUUCGUAGGCGUCUCUCCUAACAACAAGACUUCAAGGGUCGGAAGCCAUCGUGAUCAUGACACCGUUGUGGAAGCAACCUUCGAUUCAAGUUAUGAUCUGACAUAUUACGACAUUGACGUUGAAAAGGGUUUCUCUUCACCGGUCUGGUGUCACGCACAAGGUGAACCAUGGGAGAAGGGUCAAGGUUGCACCACAGACGUCCUUGCGGUGUGCCCUGAAAAAGACCAACACAUUCACGAAGACACCGGUUUAUACGAUCAAUGCCGUGGGCUCGCGCAGAAUCCCGCAUUCGGCCGUCACCACUGUCCUCAUACUUACGUCCAAUGGAACGAUGACUGGAACACAAAAGGCAUGAGUAAAGGAAACCAUGUGCUUGUCUGUACCAUCAUGCCAACCCCGGCUACCAGCAAGCUUCAACUUAGUCAGAUUGAUGAAGCUGCUAGGAAAGCGGAAGAUGGUCUCCAUCCUACUGCCGUCUUGCCCAGACGCGCCCUGCCACGCAGUCACAGAAAGCACAAGCAACACUCUGGACAUGUCCAAAUGCUGCUGGAGCUGGGAAGCGCGGCCGAACUGUGCUGAGCUUUCCGCCCUAUCUUGAAUUGUGUUGGUGUCCAUCCGAGUCGAUAUCUCUCUUCUAUCGACGUCAAAGUCUUCUUCAGUUGGUGGUGUUUUGACAGUAUUAGUACAUCUAGUAAAAC